Messenger RNA from Rana temporaria (common frog), 1546 nucleotides. RefSeq names its product saccharopine dehydrogenase (putative) (gene SCCPDH). NCBI's taxonomy places the organism in Eukaryota, Metazoa, Chordata, Amphibia, Anura, Ranidae. The transcript is spliced from 12 exons. Gene Ontology annotation, cellular component: mitochondrion; plasma membrane; lipid droplet. The coding region runs from base 52 to 1353 and encodes 433 amino acids. Gene Ontology annotation, biological process: glycolipid biosynthetic process. The record is from RefSeq and is a predicted model, not a curated record.
CUAGUACUGGCCCCGCCCCCCUCUGUCAGCCGAGUCAGUCAGAGUCGCAGUAUGGCGCGUGCAGCCGGGAAUAAAGACCGUCCGUACCAGCUCGUUAUAUUCGGGGCCUCGGGCUUCACCGGACAGUUCGUGGUGGAGGAGGUGUCCCGGGUGGCGGAUGGAGGAGAUUUCAGGGGACAGGCGCUGCGCUGGGCUGUGGCCGGAAGGAGCAGAGAGAAGUUGCAGGAUGUGCUGGACUGGGCUGCGGAGAGACUAGCCAAGCCGCAACUGAAGUCCAUUGACAUUCUAAUCUGCGAUGUUAAUGACGCCCCCUCCCUCGCUGAAAUGUGUAAGAAGGCCUCUGUUGUUCUGGACUGUGUGGGGCCUUACAGGUUUUUUGGUGAAGCUGUGGUGAAAGCUUGCGUAGAAAAUGGAGCGCACUUUGUGGAUAUAAGUGGAGAACCCCAAUUCCUGGAAUCUAUGUACCUGAAGUAUGACAGCCAAGCAGCUGAUAAAGGGGUGUAUAUUGUAGGCAGCAGUGGCUUUGACUCCAUUCCAGCUGACAUGGGUGUUCUGUUCACCAGAAAUAGCAUACAAGGUACUCUGACAGCAGUAGAAAGCUUCCUGUCUUUCAAGUCCGGACCAGAAGGCACAUGCAUUCAUGAUGGAACAUGGCAAUCGGCAAUUCAUGGAGUUGCAGAUCAAGGCAAUCUAAGAAAGCUUAGAAAGCAAUUGGCAUUCAAACCUCUUCCAGUUGUUGGUAAAAAAUUAAAAAGAAGAGGCGCAGUAUUUUACAGCAAUGAAGUAAAAGAGUAUUCAAUUCCUUUCAUGGGAGCUGAUGCAGCGGUUGUUAAAAGGACCCAGCGAUACCUGCAUGAGAACCUGCAAGAAACUCCUGUGCAGUAUGGUGCCUAUGUAUCAGUGGGUGGGAUCACUUCGGUCAUCACACUGAUGUUUGCAGGAUUCCUUUUCCUACUUUUCACCAAGUUCAGCUUUGGACGCAAUCUUCUGAUACGAUACCCCAAAUUGUUUUCCUUUGGUUAUUUCUCCAAAGAGGGACCAACACCAAAACAGAUGGCUGAAUCCUCUUUCACAAUGACGUUCUUUGGAGAGGGCUACAGUCAGGACCAAGAUCCCCAGCAAGGAAAGCCUAAUAUAAAAAUAUGCACACAGGUUUCAGGACCAGAAGCUGCCUACGUCGCCACACCAAUUGGGAUGGUACAGGCUGGAGUAACUAUUUUAAAGGAACCAGACGCUCUUCCAAAAAGGGGAGGCGUUUACACACCUGGAGCAGCGUUUUCCAAAACCAAGUUUAUUGACCGUCUGAACAAAGCUGGUAUUCACUUUAAUGUCAUUAGCAAGACUGAGAUCUGAGCAUUGCUGGCAUUGAAACUACAUGCAUGACUAGGGGGGGGGAACUAGAGCACUUAGGCUAAAAUAUGUUUAAUGCUUUCUGUCCUUUAUUUGUAAGAUAAAGCGAAUUGCACUAAUGAAUGGAAUAACAGAAUGCUUUUCAUAACUUUGCAUUACAGUAAUUGUUUAGCCAAUAAAAUAUUGUAAUAUAUGU